Nilaparvata lugens (brown planthopper) is the source of this 1433-nucleotide messenger RNA. RefSeq lists its product as uncharacterized. Gene Ontology annotation, molecular function: zinc ion binding. Lineage: Eukaryota; Metazoa; Arthropoda; Insecta; Hemiptera; Delphacidae. The coding region runs from base 300 to 1433 and encodes 377 amino acids. The transcript has a single exon. The record is from RefSeq and is a predicted model, not a curated record.
UCUUUCUAAGCACGAUCAAGAAGUAGCCAUCUUGGAGAUACCUUUGCAGAAGGAUGAAAUAAGUUUUGUUUUCAUUCGAGUUGUAUUUUGUUGUUGUUUCUUGACUAACCUCACAUUUAAUGUGUGUUUAAAACAUUAAAGAAUACUUUUAGUUUUUAUUAUCCAGUUUACUUCACAUAGAUUACUUCAAUAGAGACUAACGGGAACAGUGAACGUCGAUGUGUCAUUUGGUGACAGUGGAACUCAAAUAGCUGCAAACAAUUUACUAUCAAUAGGUUAAGUUCUUAAAUCUUAAUAUAAUGGAAGAUUCUAAUAAAAUUAUUACUUGUGCUGCUUGUACUAGAACUUUUACAAGAACGUAUAAUGUCAAGAGACAUUUCCAAAAGGUUCAUCCAAAUUUGGAAAACCCUUAUCACAGUGAAGUGAAAAGACGAUGUUUAGUAAUGUGUGUUAUGUGUGAUUCUAUUUUUCAUAAUUUCCGUGAUCUGGAUACUCAUUUUCUAAGAGAACAUGACAUUGCUCUAAAAACAGAAGUCUUCAACUUCAGCAGUUCAGAGGAAUUUUAUGAAUGGAAGAAAGAACUCGAAGACAAACAUAAUGCUCUGUUUACAAAGCGUAGUGGUAAGAAAGUACUUGCUGAGAGUAAUAACUAUUCUCUAUACUUCAACUGUCAUAGAUCAGGGAUUUAUAUUGAAAAAGAACAACGCCAAAGAAAAUUAAAAGCCCAAGGCUCAGCUAAAAUUAACGCUUCAUGCCCUUCAAGAAUGAAAGCUGUGUUUGAAGGCGAUGGAACUGUCAAUGUUGAAUAUUGUAUGACUCAUGUUGGCCAUGGUAAUGAAUUUCGACGAACAAAUUUCACUCAGUAUGAUCGUCCAUCUACCAAUCCUGAAUCUGGGUCCAAGGAUAAAGUAUCAUCUAAAUUGAGGAGUGUUAGGGAGCGUCAUAGAAAAUCAUUAUCAUUGGGUGUAGACCUAGUUGUAGAAACUAAUCUUGGUUCUGAAAAAGCCUGGAAUGUUGUUUCUCCUUCUAAAAGACCCCAAAUAUUCACAGUUAAACAGGCUUCAGAUUGCGAAUGCUCACUGAGUUGUGUUACUUGCCAAGUAUGUGUACAUAGGUACAGUUGCACUUGCAGUGAUGCAACGGUCAGAUUAAACAUGUGUAAGCAUAUUCAUUUAGUAUGUCGCUACUUGAAGAAUUUCUCAGAUCCCGGCGGCUUACCUGAAGAAGACGCCUUCAACAAUUGUGACUCGAUAGAAAGUAAUCUACAAAUCGAAGAUGAUUCUAAAAUAGGAUUAACAGAGCAUGUCGUUUUAAAACCAAUGGAAGAAGCUAACGAAGAAAUUAUUACUGACCAAGUUAUGGCCAACAAUCAGGUGGAGCGGUGGUAUCAGGGCAUUUUCAUUGCAAGCUCGUCGUUAUAUAAUAUAUAUUAA